AUGGACGGAGGAGAAACGUGGCAAGUGUGCAGAGUGGAUCACCAAGAGAAGCCUAACAAAUACGGAAAGUACUGGUGCUGGUGCUUCUGGUCACUAGAGGUGGAGGUGCUGGAUCUGCCUGGUGCCAAAGAGAUUGCGGUUCGAGCCUGGGAUGAGACCCUCAACACCCAGCCUAAGAAGCUCAUCUGGAACGUCAUGGGAAUGAUGAACAACUGUUGGUUCAGAGUGAAAACAAGCCUGUGCAAGUCGCACAAGGGAGAGAUUGGAAUCGUGUUCAAGCAUCCAACUCUCCCGGAAACCAAGCCGGAGAAUGGAUGGCUUCUGAAAAGCACCUUGUCUAAUAUUCCUCUAUUCCUCUGAUGCCAUGAACGUAUACCUUCUCCAAAAUAUGCAUGUCCGAGGUCAAAAAGCACGACUCAGCUGACUCGCAUGGAUUGUCGUCCGUGUCUACGAUUGCACCCCCUUCCUCAAAGACCACUCUGGCGGCACCCACAGCAUCCUCAAUAUUGCCGUCACUGACUGGACUAAAGAG
Vitis riparia (riverbank grape) is the source of this 532-nucleotide messenger RNA. Its product is annotated as nitrate reductase [NADH]-like. Gene Ontology annotation, molecular function: molybdenum ion binding; oxidoreductase activity. Lineage: Eukaryota; Viridiplantae; Streptophyta; Magnoliopsida; Vitales; Vitaceae. The record is from RefSeq and is a predicted model, not a curated record. Bases 1 to 360 code for a protein of 119 amino acids. The transcript has 2 exons.